AUGCAUACCGAGCAGCAGAACGGACGGGAAGAGUUGUUGCAGCCUUGCUACUACCGGGUAACAUUGAAUAAAGAGACGGACACGGAGGAAGAAAGGACUGCACUGCUAAAUGCAUGCCAUCAGAGAUGCGCCGAUCGAACGCUAAAGGUCCUCGAAAAGAACGGCUCAAUAUUCAUCAAGCUGGGCCAGCAUCUAAGCAGCUUAGGCUACUUACUACCGCUGGAAUGGACCACAACCUUCAUUCCCCUGCAGGACAAAUGCCCCGUCUCAUCCUUUGAGUCAGUUCAGGAGAUGUUCCUUAGAGACACAGGCCACACGAUAGACGAAAUCUUCUCCAGUUUCGACCCGAUGCCCAUUGGAGCCGCAUCUUUGGCGCAGGUCCAUGUGGCUGUUCUGCGAGAAACAGGCCAGAAAGUUGCUGUCAAGGUGCAGCAUCCUACCCUGCAGGAGUGGGCUCCCUUGGACCUGAGCCUUACACGCUUCACUUUCUCCUCACUGAAGCGAGUGUUUCCAGAAUACGAUCUUGAAUGGCUGGCCAGGGAGAUGGAUUUCUCAUUACCCCAGGAACUGGAUUUCCAAAUGGAGGCUGAGAACGCAAGAGUGGCCCGUGAAUACUUCAGCAAAAGGACCAAUGCACCACUCAUUAUCCCGAAAGGUAGGAGGCCUCCUGAACUGUAUUCCAGUGUGUCGUGCCCCGCUGACAUUGUUUUGAUCGUAGUUAUUUGGGCCAAGAAACGCCUUCUGGUAAUGGAGUUCAUAUCAGGCCAUCGGCCUGAUGAUCUGGAGUUUCUUGACUCCAAUAACAUUGACCGUGAUGAGGUAUCGGCUUCACUAGCUCACAUAUUCAACGAAAUGAUCUUUGGUGAUGGCGCGCCUUUGCACUGCGAUCCUCACGGAGGAAACAUUGCAAUAUGCAAAAACAACACAAGGAAGCGCGGACCUAAUUUCGAUAUCGUCCUAUAUGACCAUGGCCUAUACCGAACCAUUCCCAAGGAAAUGCGUAUCAACUACGCCAAACUCUGGCUUGCUGUGAUCAACGCAGAUGAAAAGGAGAUGCGAAAGUACGCUUAUGAAGUUGCCGGUGUAACGGACGAAGAGUUCCCUCUGUUUGCAAGCGCUAUUACCGGGAGAGAUUAUACGGUCCUGGCACAGAACCAAGUUGCAUCCUCUCGAUCAUCGGAGGAGAAAGAAUCCAUCACCACUGCUUUGGGAGACGGCAUGUUACAGGAAUUAGUCAGUCUGCUAGGCAAAGUUCCCCGAAUCAUGCUUCUGAUCCUAAAAACAAACGACCUUACCAAAUAUGCUACUUGUGCUGUCUUCUCGCAAGAAAUGGAACUCAUCUCCCAGCAAGGAAGCAUAUUCUGGCCACCAAACUUCCUCCGCUUCCUGCAGGCAUGGGUUAGUUAUCUUCGCGUCGAGAUAAAGCUGGAGAUCUACGAGCAUUGGCUCUCGUUACGAAACCGACUCGGUUUAACGAAUCACUGA
Messenger RNA from Trichophyton verrucosum HKI 0517, 1485 nucleotides. RefSeq lists its product as uncharacterized. Bases 1 to 1485 code for a protein of 494 amino acids. Gene Ontology annotation, cellular component: mitochondrial inner membrane. The transcript has 3 exons. The record is from RefSeq and is a predicted model, not a curated record. Gene Ontology annotation, biological process: lipid homeostasis; mitochondrion organization. Lineage: Eukaryota; Fungi; Ascomycota; Eurotiomycetes; Onygenales; Arthrodermataceae.